Messenger RNA from Chaetomium strumarium, 1632 nucleotides. RefSeq lists its product as uncharacterized. Lineage: Eukaryota; Fungi; Ascomycota; Sordariomycetes; Sordariales; Chaetomiaceae. Gene Ontology annotation, molecular function: GMP synthase (glutamine-hydrolyzing) activity; GMP synthase activity; ATP binding. The coding region runs from base 1 to 1632 and encodes 543 amino acids. Gene Ontology annotation, cellular component: cytosol. Gene Ontology annotation, biological process: GMP biosynthetic process. The record is from RefSeq and is a predicted model, not a curated record. The transcript has 21 exons.
AUGGCCGGCGAACCGGGAGAGGCGAUGGCUCACAAGGCCUUCGACACCAUUCUGGUGCUCGACUUUGGCUCGCAGUAUACCCAUUUGAUCACACGCCGUCUCCGUGAGCUCAAUGUCUUCUCGGAGAUGCUGCCAUGCACUCAGAAGCUCUCUGAGCUCAAGUUCACCCCCAAGGGCAUCAUUCUCUCCGGUGGACCGUACUCGGUCUACGAGGAUGGCGCUCCUCACGUCGAUCCUGCUGUCUUUGACCUGAACGUGCCUAUCUUGGGCAUUUGCUAUGGCAUGCAGGAGAUCGCCUACCGCAUCAACUCUGAGAACGUCAUUGCCGGCACUCACCGCGAGUACGGCCAUGCCAUGCUCAAAGCUCGAUCCAUCGGAGGCCAUGUUGACCGCCUCUUCGAUGGAAUCGAGGAAUCCAUGCGCGUGUGGAUGAGCCACGGCGACAAGCUCGCCAAACUACCCGACGGCUUCCACACGGUUGCGACCUCGGAUAACUCUGAAUAUGCCGCAAUUGCCCACGGCAGCAGGCCGAUUUACGGCCUCCAGUUCCACCCUGAAGUGACACACACUCAGAACGGGACUGCGCUUCUCAAGAACUUUGCUGUCGGGAUCUGCGGCUGCAAGCAAGAAUGGACGAUGCAGAAGUUCCUCGAGGAGGCAAUUGCACAGAUCCGCCACACUGUCGGUGAGAAGGGCCAGGUACUGGCCGCCGUUAGCGGUGGCGUCGAUUCUACGGUGGCGGCAAAGCUCAUGAAAGAGGCGAUUGGCUCAAGGUUCUGGGCCGUACUCGUCAAUAAUGGCGUCAUGAGGCUUAAUGAGUGCGAACAGGUUCAGAAAGAUCUCUCGGAGGCUCUCGGCAUCAACCUCACCGUUGUCGAUGCGUCUCAGGAGUUCCUUGACGGCCUGAAGGGUGUCGACGAUCCCGAGAAAAAGCGCAAGUUCAUCGGUGGCAAGUUCAUCGACUGUUUCGAAGCCGAGGCGGUCAAGAUCGAGGAGGCGGCCGCCCAUGACCCGACCAAAGCGGGCAAGAUCGAGUUUUUCAUGCAAGGCACACUUUACCCUGAUGUAAUCGAGUCGCUCUCGUUCAAAGGCCCGUCUGCCACUAUCAAGACGCACCACAAUGUCGGUGGUCUCCCUGCGCGAAUGAUGAACGGUCAGGGGCUCAGACUCAUCGAGCCCCUGAGGUCCUUGUACAAGGAUGAAGUUCGCGCCCUCGGACGGGCGCUGGGAAUUCCGGAGGAGCUGGUGAUGAGGCAUCCUUUCCCUGGCCCCGGUAUUGCCGUUAGGAUCCUGGGUGAAGUGACCCCUGAGAAGGUCGAGAUCGCUCGUCAAGCUGAUCAUAUCUUCAUCUCUGAAAUUCGCAAGGCGGGUUUCUACAACCAAAUCUCUCAAGCCUAUGCCGCCGUCGACCCCAGCCGUGCUGUAGGCGUUAUGGGGGAUAAGCGGGUCUAUGGCUAUAUUAUCGUCCUCCGCGCCGUAACAACAACCGACUUCAUGACAGCGGAAGCCUUCAACUUCCCGUGGGAAUUCCUCCAGCGGGUCAUGAACAGGAUCGUCAACGAGGUUCAUGGCGUGUGCCGCGUUGUUUACGACGUGACAUCGAAGCCGCCCGGCACGAUCGAGCUGGAGUAG